CAAGGUAUAGGCAGGAGGCCGCCAUGUUUCCGUACGGCGCCGGCGGGGCGGAGCCGGCCCCCGGCGCGGUGCCCUCCGCGGGCUCCCCUGGCCGGGCAGGUGGUUGUUGCGGGCUCCGCCCCCGCCAGCUGAGCCCCGGGGAGCGGGAGCGCCAGUGGGAGCCCCAUGGCCCGGCCGGGCGGCCAAACCCCCGCGGGGACCCGUCUCGGCGCGAUAAUGCAUCAGAUUCAGGCGUAUCAGCCAAGCUCCUCUGCAUCGAUGUCGUGGAGAUCAAGAAUGAACUUUGUUUGACCUUUACGGAUAAUGGAGCCGGGAUGACGCCUCACAAACUGCAUCGCAUGCUCAGUUUCGGUUUCAUGGAUAAGUUGGGGAAGAAGAACCACGUCCCUACUGGGGUCUGCGGCAAUGGCUUCAAGUCAGGUUCCAUGCGGCUGGGGAAGGACGCCGUGGUCUUCACCAAGAACGGGGGUGCCCUCAGCGUGGGGCUUCUGUCACAAACAUAUCUGGAAUGCACCCACCCCGAGGAGAUCAUUGUGCCCAUUGUACCAUUCAACCAGCAAACCAAGAAGAUAAUCUUGACCAAGGACUCCAUACCCAGCCUUGAGGCCAUCCUGCAGCACUCUCUCUUCAGCUCGGUGGAGGAGUUGCUGGCAGAAUUUGAUGCCAUCCCGGGCAAAAAGGGAACGCGCAUCUUCAUCUGGAACAUCCGCAGAAAUAAAGACGGGACCCCAGAGUUGGACUUCAGAACCGACAAGUACGACAUCCGGAUAUCAGACCAUGGGUCAGAGGAAGCAGAGAAUGGUGGGAAAAAGAGUGUCCCUCCCCUCGAGAAGGGACAGGACUCCACGGUACCUGAAACGGAGUAUUCUUUACGGGCAUAUUGCAGUGUUCUGUACCUGAAGCCACGCAUGCAGAUUGUUCUCCGCCAGAAGAAGGUUAACACCCAGCUGAUCUCCAAGAGCCUGGCCUGUGUAGCAAAUGGGAUAUACAAGCCCACCUUCACUAACAAACGGGUGAGGAUCACUUUUGGGUUCAACUGCAAGAAUAACAACCAAUUUGGAAUCAUGAUGUACCACAACAACCGGCUCAUCAAGUCCUAUGAGAAGGUGGGAUGCCAGUUAAAGCCAUCAUCUCAGGGAGAUGGGGUAGGAGUGAUUGGAGUCAUCGAGUGCAACUUCCUGAAACCCGCCCACAACAAGCAGGAUUUUGAGUACACCAAGGAAUACCGGUUAACGAUCGCUGCCCUCGGCCAGAAACUUAACGCUUAUUGGAAGGGGAAGGUGUCUCCGGAGGACUCGCAGAGUUCAGCUCCUGCCAGGCCGAGAAUGGAGACCCCUGACCAGACAUGGGUGCAGUGCGAGGAGUGUUUGAAGUGGAGGAAGCUCCCCAAUAAGGUGGAUCCAACAUCACUACCGGAGAAAUGGUUCUGUUGCCUCAAUCCCCAUCCGAAAUACAGGAACUGUUCAGCCCCAGAGGAACAGGAGCCCAGCGAUGAGGAGAUAAGUCCCAGCUACGACCGGAAAGCUAGGAAACAAGAACAGAGUCCUGAGAAGAGAAAGAAGUCUUUAGAGAGUGAAAGACACCAGAAAUUUGCAACUUCACCAAAGUCCCCUCCUGUGCCAGGUAUGGCUCAAUCCAGUCAUGUCAAGGAAGAAGAGCAUGAUGGGAGGCCUGGCCCUCCCACUCCACCAACCCUGCUAGAAGAAAGCAAAGCUGCGCUUUCGAAGCCUGAUCCUUUGAAGCCGAUAAUUCUGCCAUUAAGCAGGCACGCGCUCAAACCGCUCCCAGGAGGACCGCUGGAGAAGCGGAGACGAUGCCACAAGCCAACGCCGGCAGCAUCUCCCCCAGACCCGGCCGGCCCCCACAAAAGAGAACGUCCGGUCGAUGUGGACAGAGAUGGGGAGCGUGGCCGGGAUGAGCCGGGCCAGGGAGGAAGUGUGCCACCCUGGAUCCUCCCAGAAUGCCCGGGGACAGCCCAGUGCCCCCGCCACCUCGGUGAGGUGCCCCCAGAAGAAUGUCAAGGGGCCCCGGAGAGUCCCUGGGCGGAGAGUGCAGUCAGCGAGCUCCCCGCGGAACCAGAAGACCUAAUGCCAAGCUUAAUAGCCGAGGACGCCGACAGACAUAGCGGAGGGUUUAGGGCUGUGGGCCCCAGCCCAGAGGAAACGAGCAAAGGACCUUUCGUGGCAGUAGUAGGGGUCUCAGAGGUCGUUGCUGAUGGACAGGUGCCCAUCCAGUUGAUUCCAUUCAGCCGAGAGGAGAGGUCCGACCGACGGAGGACAGUAGAAGGGGACCUGAACCAACUCCAUUCUGGAGAGCUGGAGGGAGGCCGGCCAGAGGAUGGAGACCUCAGGCUGUUUAGAACCAGGGAACACCAGAAGGCUGAGGGAGGGCAAGAGGAGCAGAGGCGAGCCCUGAAGCUGGAGGAGCCGGGGGGAGGUGUGGAGCUGAAGGAUCCAGAGGGAGCUGUGAAGCUGGAAGAGCCGGGGAGAGCUGCAGACCUGAAAGAGCAGGGGAGAGCUGUGGACCUGAAGGAGCCAGUGGGAGCUGUAAAGUUGGAAGGGCCGGGGAGAGCUGCAGAGCUGGAGGAUCAGGGGAGAGCUGUGGACCUGAAGGAGCUAGAGGGAGCUGUGAAGCUGGAAGAGCCGGGAAGAGCCGUGAAGGUAGAAGAGCCGGCGGGAGUUGCAGAGCUGGAAGAGCUGGGAAGAGCUGCAGAACAACUGAAAAAAGUCUUGGCAGAAAGGGAUUUUCUCCAACGGAAGGUGGAAGAGCUGGAGCAGGAGAGAGGCUGUUUGCAGGCUGAGCGGGAGAAGACCCGACACGAGCUGGUGACCUUGCGGACCCGCGAGACAGAAGGCUUGUACUGGAGCAAGAAACACAUGGGCUACCGUCAGGCGGAGCUCCAGGUGCUGAAGGCCGAGCUGGAGCGGACCCUGGAGGAGAAGACGGAGCUGAAGGAGAGGCUGAAGGAGAGCCAGAUGCACCUGGAGGUGCUGCGAGCUGCUGCCGUCUCCCACAGGAGCCCGGAAAGAGGAGACGCAAAGAGUGCCGUGGAGAAGCUCAAGCAUCUGCGGGCGAAUGUCAGCCGGCUCCUCUCCUCCGUCCUCCCGCACCUGGAGCUCCACGAGAUCGACUUCGACUCCGAUCAGGUGGACGAGAUCCUGCAGACGGUGUUAGAGACCAACCACAUCCUGGAUUGACUCCAUCCCUUUCCCCCGGACUCCUGGCCCAUUGUACAGAAUGUUUUAUUAAACCCCCAGCCCACUUCUCA
Molecule: messenger RNA, 3268 nt
Organism: Ornithorhynchus anatinus (platypus)
Lineage: Eukaryota; Metazoa; Chordata; Mammalia; Monotremata; Ornithorhynchidae
Gene: MORC4
Product: MORC family CW-type zinc finger 4
Exons: 16
Coding region: 24-3197 (1057 amino acids)
Cellular component (GO): nucleoplasm; nucleus
Molecular function (GO): zinc ion binding; ATP hydrolysis activity
Source: RefSeq, a predicted model, not a curated record